This is a messenger RNA of Pochonia chlamydosporia 170, 498 nucleotides long. RefSeq lists its product as hypothetical. The transcript has a single exon. Lineage: Eukaryota; Fungi; Ascomycota; Sordariomycetes; Hypocreales; Clavicipitaceae. The record is from RefSeq and is a predicted model, not a curated record. The coding region runs from base 1 to 498 and encodes 165 amino acids.
AUGACUAAUAAACUGCAGAUCCAGGUUGAUUCGCAUGCUCAAGAAUACACGGGGUGCCUUAAAGAGUGGGUUGUAUCUUCUUCUCAUUCAGCUGGCUCUCCCACUACGAUCACUGAUAGUUGUCUUGCCUCGAGUGGCACAACUCGGUCAGUAUAUGUCAAGGGCAUACUGCAAAGCGACGCUACUCUGAUUUGUCAAUAUGAACCGUGUGCACCCAUCCCAUCCAGCCGUGUCUGGCGCUGCCGUCGUGAGCUAUUAGAUCUACUCGUGACAAUAAAUUCGAGCAUCGAAUGUGUUGGCGGAUAUAUAAACUCGUCCUCUCUCCGGCCUCUCUCCGUUCCCACUGCCUCUGGCCUCCAAAUCACACAUAGUUUUCCCCACGGAAUAAACCAGAUCAUAUAUUGCCUGCUUCCACUAAAUUCUGAACCCGUCAAGUAUCCCAGUACAAUUGCCGUACGCUUUACAUCAUGGACGUCCCCCAAAGCUGCACAGUACUAG